Molecule: messenger RNA, 1559 nt
Organism: Xiphophorus maculatus (southern platyfish)
Lineage: Eukaryota; Metazoa; Chordata; Actinopteri; Cyprinodontiformes; Poeciliidae
Product: urotensin-2 receptor-like
Exons: 2
Coding region: 326-1396 (356 amino acids)
Biological process (GO): regulation of blood pressure; blood vessel diameter maintenance; neuropeptide signaling pathway
Cellular component (GO): membrane
Molecular function (GO): urotensin II receptor activity
Source: RefSeq, a predicted model, not a curated record
AAAAAAAAAAAAAAGAAGUUUGUCUUGAUUCUCUUUGCGCAAAGACAAUAAAGAAGGAAAACAUUUGUCUCCCACGUGAAAUCAUAAACCGUCAUCUGAACAAAUCAGCCUACAGAUUAUCAGUCUAACAUAAAGGGGGGUGUCGGUGUGACGGGGGGAGACGUCAGGAGCCGCGGCGCCGCUGUGAGCGCAGAGCAGGACAAGCAAGAACCACCAGCCGUGCCAAGGUGCUCUCUCGCGCUCUCUCUCUCUUUCUCUCCAAACUCCUUCGCGAGCUUGAGGAGCGGAACCGGGAGCCGAGCGGGAGCGGAAGCAGCGCGGGGGCAUGAUGAACAACAGGUCUCUGACUCCGCGGCUCGCCGGAGCCGUGGACCACGAGCUCGUCAUCACCUCCACCUUCGGAACCCUGCUGUCCGUGGUCUACAUCAUCGGCGUGUCCGGGAACGUGUACACGCUCGUGGUGAUGUGCCACUCCAUCCGCUUCGCCACCUCCAUGUACAUCUCCAUCAUCAACCUGGCGCUCGCGGACCUGCUGUACCUGUCCACCAUCCCCUUCGUGGUGUCCACCUACUUCCUGAAGGACUGGUACUUCGGCGACGUGGGCUGCCGCAUCCUCCUCAGCCUGGACCUCCUCACUAUGCACGCGAGCAUCUUCACGCUCACCGUCAUGUGCACGGAGCGCUACCUGGCCGUCACGCAGCCGCUGGACACGGUGCGGCGCUCCAAGAGCUACCGCAAGGCUCUCGCGUGGGGCGUGUGGCUGCUGUCGCUCGUGCUCACCGUGCCCAUGAUGGUCAUGGUGGCGCAGACGACCAAGAAGGCGUCGGACGGCGGCGUGAAGAGGAUGUGCGCGCCCACGUGGGCUCCCCUGGCGUACAAGGUGUACGUGACGGUGCUGUUCGGCACCAGCAUCAUGGCGCCGGGCCUCGUCAUCGGCUACCUGUACGUGCGCCUGGCGCGCACCUACCUGGAGUCGCAGCGCAACGCGGCCAUCAGCAGCGGCGGCGGCGGCAGGCGCUCCCCGAAGCAGAAGGUGCUCAUCAUGAUCUUCACCAUCGUGCUGGUGUUCUGGGCGUGCUUCCUGCCCUUCUGGAUCUGGCAGCUGCUGCCGCUGUACCACGCCGAGCCGCUGAGCCUGGCCUCGCAGACGCACACGUGCAUCAACUACCUGGUGGCGAGCCUCACGUACUCCAACAGCUGCAUCAACCCGUUCCUCUACACGCUGCUCACCAAGAACUACCGGGAGUACCUGAAGAACAGGCACAGGAGCUUCUACAAGUACACGUCGUCGUUCAAGCAGCGGCCGCCCAGCCUGCACUCCUGGGGCAAGUCGGCGUCCUCCAGCAACCAGUACGAGUUCAACUCCGAGACGCUGGUGAUGGGGACGCUCAGGUGACUUCUUUCUUGGAGGAGGGGAAGAGGCGGGGAGGCUCCUAGAGACAGGAAGUGCUACAAGGCUCGUCCGAGCGGCACUGGACGCGGCGCCGUCGUCCGCGGCGACGCCUCAGGGCAGGGAGGGGUCGGAGAUGGCGUGACUGGGGUUACAAGUGAAGGAGACG